AUGCCUGAAUCAUACUCCUGUGGCUGCCCGCCCGUCCUCUCCAGCUCAUUCGACGCAACCCAGCGACGAUGCGCUCGCUUCCCUGCCCUCUACCAUACCAACAACCGCUACCUCAGCGGCCAACACUCCGAGAUAUGCUUCAUCUGCCGUCGAGAAUGGGGCGACCAAGACGUCGCCCUAGUCCACGUCGACGUAAACUGUGAAGUCGCCUGCCACGAAGAGUGCUGGGUCGGCAUUCGGGUGAACACCAAGAGAUAUCAAUGUCCGAAAUGCAGUGCGCCCAUUGAUGAGGUGAGGAGGGAUGGUAGUGGUCAGAAAGAGGCUAGCGGUAAAGUCGAUGAGAAUGAAAAGAACACUUUGAGAAUCUGUGCCAUGACCACACAGCAGAGAGCGGAGAUGGUGUAUCAACUGCGGAACCAGCAUAAAGCGCCAAUUGCCGAUACUAUCGAAGGGGAGGCGAGAAGUGUUUGGUUGGAGAUUGGGAAGAAAGCGAUAUAUCGAGAUGGACCGUGGAAUGGGCGCCAUUGGUUGGAAGCUUUGAAUGCGGCGUGA
Molecule: messenger RNA, 552 nt
Organism: Lithohypha guttulata
Lineage: Eukaryota; Fungi; Ascomycota; Eurotiomycetes; Chaetothyriales; Trichomeriaceae
Exons: 1
Coding region: 1-552 (183 amino acids)
Source: RefSeq, a predicted model, not a curated record